Molecule: messenger RNA, 2373 nt
Organism: Stylophora pistillata
Lineage: Eukaryota; Metazoa; Cnidaria; Anthozoa; Scleractinia; Pocilloporidae
Source: RefSeq, a predicted model, not a curated record
CUGGGGUGUGGAGACGCGCUGUCCCUGACACCCACGAUCAGGUUCUUCACUCAGAAAGUCAUAAGCACUCUAAAUGUUGAACGUGUCUAGUUACAAUGACAUUAGUUGAAGGGCUGGUGUUUGGGUGCAUUUGUAUAGUAGUAAUUUCAAGACAUGGGGAUGGAUGGGUAGCUGCUGCACCUGACAUUGCAGACGCUCAACCUGCUACUUCGGAGGAAAAUUUUAAAGAUCAAGUUGAUGGGCGUCACACUACGUGGACUCUACUUGGUUCUCUCAAGGGAAUAGAUCGAGCUGUUUUGUGUCUGUCUGUUUUCAUCCACAUUCUCAGGGUACUCCUUCCCGUCGCUUUCAACAAAGUUCUAGCAUCAUUAAGUGGCGGAAGAGUCGAUUGUGGCCGUUGUGUGGUCAUAAGUGUUGCCCGAAAUUGUGAUUCAACUACAACCAGCAACGUUUACUGCUGGGAUGUCGAUAGCCACGGAAACGGGGAAGGCGAGCCCUUCCAGCUGAUGUUUGAGAACAGAACCUUUUGGACAAAUGAAGAGGUAACAAAUGAAGGACUCAAAGUUGGAUCUCUUUUGAACUAUCAGCCAUUCGUACCGUCCUUUCAGAUUGUCUCUGAGCAGGGUAAGCUCGACGGAAAACAGUUUAUUGAAAAUGCCGGUGGUAAACCACAGGAUGUAACUCAAUUGCUAAUGGACCUUCAAGACAAUGAAAGUUUGUAUAGAGGACUUAAAGGGGCACAUGGAUGUGUCAACCAAAAGGGUCACAGAUUUUUUCAAGCCUAUUCAGACAAAAAGGAGUUUCUAAAAGAACUCUACACCAAACUUCACAUGGCAUGUACCAGAAUUUACUUCAUUGGAAUAAGGGCUUGUACAAUUAAGAAUGAAAGAGUUGCUCUGGAAACAGUGGAUGGAGAAUUGUUAGAUAUGCCACUGAACUGUAGAGAAAGCCUUGUCUUAUCUACAGCACCAGUUCAUUUACAACUUAAGAGGCCAUGGGAGGUUGCAGAUGAUGAAUUGGGUGGUGUGGCAGUUGUAAAAUGUGAAGCUGGAAAAUCUACCUGUGAGGGAAUGAUUUUAAGAUAUAAACCCUACAUCAUAUCAAGGGAUGAAGAACUAGUUGAGAUACGGAAUGCAUGUGGCAAGGUGAUUCCACUUGAAAGAGCCUGGCGUGUCUUGUUUGACACUGGCAACGAGGCACGCACUGGCAUAUCCACAGGGCUUCUGUUGGAGUUGAACCUGCAGCCUGAUUCCAAGACAAAAGAGGAGGUCAAGUUAGCAGGAGGAGGGUUGCGCCAGUUUGAAAACGUAGAGAUUGAGCUUGUAAUUCGAGGAUACCACUUUAAAGUUUAUGCAUUAGUUGGUGUCCCAGCUGAGGGUACUGAUCUUCUUGUGGGAAUGGAUAUAAUCCAGCAGCUCUUUGAUAAAGGGUAUACUAUUGGUGAAUAACUUGUGGUACAUUUUAAGAAUUUCCAGAAUAAUGUAUGUCCUUUGCGGUAAACUCCUAAUCAGUAGAAAGGUUAUUAAUGUAUGCACAUCUGUACAAGAUCAUUUUGCUUAACUUGGGAUUUAAACUUUUUAUAUAUAUAUAUUUUUUUGUCUUUAUGAGACCAUUUGAUACAAUUCUUGAAAUGUUUGUAAUGUUAAUAGCAUGAAACAUGUUGCACUGUGCAAAGUUACCACUUAGUAAAGCUUCCAGAUUUUUGCUCCUUGUCACUCUGUUGAACAGUCAGAAUGCUAUAUAUGGCACUCUUAUAUCUAUGACAAACAUAUGUUUUUUCAAGUAUUGUUUAUGUUUUUUUUUUUUUUUAUUUAAUUCAGUCAACAAAAAACUUCAUGUCUUUCUUUUGAAAAGUGUUACUCCAAACUUAUGAGCAUCUUUUGAGCUCUUUGGAAUUGAAUUUUCUUUAUUACAUUCAUCACUUCCUCCAUAGAACACUGACAAAAUGCAAGGCAGCCAGUUUUGAUGUAGUACUGCUGCUAUAUUCACCCUGUGUGAGGUUAUUAUAGCCAGAUAUGAUGCAACCCUCAACCAAUCAGAGCGUGGACAUCUCUAUAAGCACCUGCAUAGUUAUACUUUUGUAAUAUAUGACAAAUACAGUAGCUGCCUUUAGGGUUAAUAUGAUGUAGUGCAUAGAGAAUUUUAGAACGUCUGUCUAUUACUUGAAAUAUAAUUGAUUAGCUAAUAUCAUGUACAGCACAUAAUGAACAGUAGUGAUUUUGAUCAAGAGUUUAUCUAUUAUUGAAUGUUAACCAUCGUGACAAUGUAAAACAUAUUGCACAUUCAGGACAUGGAAUCAAAUUCCAAGAAUUGUAAUGAAAUUGUAUUUAACUUUGAUGGUUAUAGUUUUCAAAUAAAGCUUUGAAAGCUCUA